Molecule: messenger RNA, 2310 nt
Organism: Lodderomyces jiufengensis
Lineage: Eukaryota; Fungi; Ascomycota; Pichiomycetes; Serinales; Debaryomycetaceae
Product: ribonuclease P/MRP protein subunit
Exons: 1
Coding region: 1-2310 (769 amino acids)
Biological process (GO): tRNA 5'-leader removal
Cellular component (GO): ribonuclease MRP complex; nucleolar ribonuclease P complex
Source: RefSeq, a predicted model, not a curated record
AUGAACAACUAUAACAAUAAAGGAGGCAAUAAUGAUAAGAAAAAUCUUAAUAAGAAGAAAACAAAAUUAUACAAUAGCAGAACUAUAAAAAUUCAAAAUAAUGAUUCAUCAUACUCCAAGAAAGAAAAUAAAUUAAACGUACCUGAUUUUUUAUCAUCUCGAAAAUAUGAAAUAAAUUCAUUGGAACUAUCACAACUAAAAAGUAAACAAGCUUUGAACUCCAGAUGUUUUCAAAAUCUACCAAGAGUAAUGAGAAGAAGAGCUGCGUCUCAUAAUGUCUCAAGAAUUCCUAAAAGAUUGAGGGCAAAAGCUAUUAGAGAAAUGCAAGGUGCUUCAUUACCUGCAAAACAUGUACCAAAGGGGAGAAAAUUAUAUAAGUUGAUGCAAAAGCAAAGAAUACUAAAAGCAGCAUCAAAACUAAAAAAUGAUGGACACAAUCUAGAUGACAUUUUAAAAAAUGGUAAUGUUCGUAAACACAUUAAAGAAAUUGGAAAAGAAUUGAAAAAAUUGGAUAAUGAACCAAACCCCAAAUUAAAUAAUUCAGUUGGGUCAAUUGAACUUUCAGUUGAAAAUGAACUAGCUAGUCCACCUUCACUUAGUGUUAAAUAUGGUAAAAGACAACAAAAAUUUGCUUGGAUUCCGACACACAUAUGGCAUGCAAAAAGGUUUCAAAUGAGUAAAAAAUACGGGUUUCAAAUUCCUUAUACACCAACACAAAAAUGUUUUAAAUUUAUGAGUAGACAAAAUAAACAUAAAGCUGUUUGUUUUGAUACUUCAUAUAGUCCAAUUAUUAUAAUAAGUCCAAAAGAAAAGGAUGAUAAACUAGUUAAAGGCGGAUUACUUCAAUUAUAUGACCUAAUAAUAGAUUCACUGGAUAAAUCAGUACUCGAUGGGAAAAAUUCAUAUUUUGGAAUGAUUAGAUUAUCCAAUUCAGUCAGAGACAAUAAAGCUUUAACUUAUUUUGAUUCAACUAAUUGUAUACUCUUAAUACAAUUUCAAUCUUUGAGUAAUUUUGAAAAUCAAUUUAAUGAUUUCAAGGAAAAUUUUGGGGAAGAUUAUAAUGUGACUGAUUGUAGGUAUGCAUUAGGAAGUAUGGAAGUUUCUGGUCCUUUGGGGUUACGAUGUUUAAGUAAAGUUUUACAUUUAAGAGACGAAUCAGAAGAAUUUAAACAAACUUGGGCAACAAUAACAUCAAAUAAAGAUAGUUCGUUAGUGCCAAUAGGUACAACGUUUUCAUUCAAUAUAUAUGAUCCAAGACUAUGGAACAGACCAGUUGAUUAUCCAAUAAAACCAACUCAGGAUAUUUACGAUACAAUAAUAUACUUAAAUUCAUCUCACAAAGUAGAUUAUGAAGUUACAAAAAAGCUAUUUUCUAAACAAGGUAGAUUAGAUUCAUAUAAAAACCAAUUAUCAAUCAAAGAAUUAGGUAAGAUACAUAAUCAAAAAACUACACUAGAUAAAGUAAAUCAUAGUAAUAUUCCAAUUUUAUUAACUAAAAUAGAUUCCACAAAAUGGAAAUUAAUAUGUCCUUGGUUUUGGGUUUUACCAAUUUGGAUUCAAUUAGUCAAAAUCCCAGAUAUAAGACCAGGUGGUUUAAAACAAAUUUAUCAGUUUAAUUUUGAAAAUAAUCAACCAUCAUUUCCAGUAGAUUAUCCUUCAACAACUGAAGGUUAUAAUUAUAAUAAUCUAGUUGGUGAAAAAGCAGCAGAAUUAGACUCCAAAAAAUCCAAAAGCCAAAUAACACUACAACAAUCAGAAUCUAAUUAUUCAUUAAUUUUCAAUGCAUAUAAAUGUGAUUGGUUUACUUUAAGAAAUAUGUUAUAUUUAUCUAAAUUAAUGCAUAAUUAUAGAACAACUAUAAGAGGUAGAGAAAUUUAUAUACCAAAUGAUGAAGAUGACAUAAUAUACAAAGUCAAAUUAUUAGAAAAAGAACAAAAAUUAAUUUCAACACCAUCAGUAAAUCAAGCACAAUAUAGUAAAAAUUUUCUGGAUAAUCAUAAAUUAAAUCCAACAACAAUGCAAAAUAUUGUGAAUCAACAAUUACCAUUACUUACGAUACAAUUAAAAAUCUUGGAAGCAGGGGUUAUUGAAAAUAAUGCAAGAAUUUAUUCAGUUCCAGAUUAUGGAGAUUCUUUUACUGUUGGAUUUGUGACUACCGGUGGUAUGAAUUUAAAUGAAGGUAAAUGUACUGGUAUUGGACAUAUAUUUCCUGAAGAUAUGCAAUUAGAUACUCCAAGAGGAAAAGUUUGGGUAAGAAACCCUGGCAAAUCUAAAUUAUAUCCUUGUUCAUACGAAUUUAUAAAUACCUAA